AUAUUAAUAAGGCAGCGGAAAGAAGAAAUAUGAAUACGGCUCCAUCAAGACCCAGCCCCACACGAAGAAGAGAUAGUCCUGAUGUAUACCCACGAGAUAUGCAUUAAAUUGGCCCCUUCUCUCAAAGAAGAGCCUGUUUAUGUUACCAUAUGCACCAAAGAGGCGUUAUCCAAACUAGCACCCUAACCACACACGAGUGGAUGCAGUGUGUGCACUUCUGUGUGGAAUGCAGACAGAUUUGAUCUGUUUCAUAUCUGGUGUCUCUUCAUGGCCAGAUGGAUACUCAAGAUCCAUAUGGCUUUGGAGAUGGUCGAGAUACAAGACGUGAUAGAUCCCCAAUCCGAGGAAGUCCAAGGAGAGAGCCCAGGGAUGGCAGAAAUGGCCGGGAUGCCCGUGAUAGCAGAGCCAUGCGAGACCCCCGAGACUUGCGGGACCACAGAGAUGCCAGAGACAUUCGGGAUCACAGAGACAGCCGAAGUAUGCGUGAUGCUCGGGACAUGAGAGACCUUAGAGACUUUCGUGAUCUAAGAGACUCUAGGGAUUUUCGAGAUCACCGGGACCCCAUGUACGACAGAUACAGAGAUAUGAGAGACUCCAGAGAGCCCAUGUACAGGAGAGAAAGCUCUUAUGACCGAUACCUGCGAAUGGAUGACUAUUGCAGGAGGAAGGACGACGCUUACUUUGACCGCUACAGAGAUAGCUUUGAUGGACGAGGCCCUCCGGGCCCAGAAAGUCAGACUCGUGCAAAAGAGCGUUUGAAACGUGAGGAACGGCGUAGAGAAGAACUUUAUCGUCAAUAUUUUGAGGAAAUCCAGAGACGUUUCGAUGCUGAGAGGCCUGUUGAUUGUUCUGUGAUUGUGGUCAACAAGCAGACUAAAGAUUAUGCUGAAUCUGUGGGCCGGAAGGUACGAGACCUGGGCAUGGUAGUGGACUUGAUCUUCCUCAACACAGAGGUGUCACUGUCACAAGCCUUGGAGGAUGUUAGCAGGGGUGGGUCUCCUUUUGCUAUCGUCAUCACCCAGCAACACCAGAUUCACCGCUCCUGCACAGUCAACAUCAUGUUUGGAACCCCUCAAGAGCAUCGCAACAUGCCCCAGGCAGACGCCAUGGUGCUGGUGGCCAGAAAUUAUGAGCGCUACAAGAACGAGUGUCGGGAGAAGGAACGUGAGGAGAUUGCCAGACAGGCAGCCAAGAUGGCCGAUGAGGCCAUUCUGCAAGAAAGGGAGCGCGGAGGUCCCGAGGAAGGAGUGCGCGGGGGGCACCCUCCGGCCAUCCAAAGCCUCCUCAACCUGCUGGCAGAUAAUCGGUACCUCACUGCGGAAGAGACCGACAAGAUCAUCAACUACCUGCGAGAGCGGAAGGAGCGCCUUAUGAGGAGCAGCACCGACUCUCUGCCUGGCCCGAUUUCCCGCCAACCACUCGGGGCGACCUCGGGUCCCUCGCUGAAGACACAGCCAAGCUCCCAACCGCUCCAGAGCGGCCAAGUGCUCCCCUCUGCUACACCCAGUCCAGCUGUACCCCCCACCUCCCAGCAGGAGCUUCAGGCCAAAAUCCUCAGCCUCUUCAAUAGUGGCACGGUUGUGGCCAAUAGCGGCUCUGCAUCCCCCUCAGUCGUUGCCGGAAACACCCAGAACCAGAAUUUUUCCACAGGAGUGAACAGCCAGCCUCAGCAGAGGUCACAGGCCUCUGGCAAUCAGCCUCCGAACAUUUUGGGACAGGCAGGAUCUGCUCGGAACAUGGGCCCCAGGCCUGGGGCUCCUUCCCAAGGGCUCUUUGGCCAACCUUCCAGUCGCCUGGCACCUGCCAGCAACAUGGCUAGCCAGAGGCCCGUGUCUUCCACAGGUAUCAACUUUGACAAUCCAAGUGUACAGAAGGCUCUGGACACCCUGAUCCAGAGUGGCCCUGCUCUCUCCCAUCUGGUUAACCAAACCGCAGCACAGGUGGGGCGACCCCCGGCCCCGAUGGGAUCUUACCAGAGGCAUUACUGAGGCUCAGUCUCUCAACUACCCCCGGUCCCUUCAUCCCCUGGCCUCCCACCUACUGCGUGCAAAUAGAGUUAUUGGAGGAUGUUUUCGGCGCCUCUCCAGGUCUACAUCGAAUGUCUCUACCGCCUGCUCUCACUUCUGCCUGAGCCUGUGUUGCUUAUUCUUUCCGGCGUCAGAGUUUAUACUGCAUUUGGGGGUGCAUCUUCUUUUGUUGUUUUUGUUUUUUGUUUUGUAGAAAAUAAAUAUCUCUGGGGUCACUUGGGCAGUAUAGGUGUCUGGGCUCAGUUUAUAUGUCAUGGGUUUCUCUGGUCUCUCUGUGCACGGAUUCGGAGGUUGCGGCUGUGGGAGGCGGCAGGAGGAAGCCGAGCCCGAGCGGCUGAGUUUGGAGUGGCGCUUUCAUGUCAUUCGCCACCGCCUUUGUUCAUUUUGAAUCUGCCAAGGUUUUCAGCUUGGCGCGGGCCGACCAGAUCUCAAGCUCCGGUCUGCAGCUCCUGCCUCAGGUUGCGGGGGACCAGCCUGGCCUUGGCCGGCACGGCGCCGUCAUUGUGCCCCCCAUCCCAUGGGUAUGGGGUCUGCUUGAGGACUCACUGACCAGCUGCCCUGGAGUUGUCGAGAAGUGUCCGUGGCAGCCACAGAAGCAGGCGCUUUUCUACAUCAUCCAGGGUUGUGGGUUUAGGGUUUGUUUUGUUUUCCUUUUUCUUUUUUUCUUCAUUUCAUUGGAGGAUCUCCAAUGAGCUGAACAGCUACCAUCACCAGCAGUUCAACAAGAACUGUGAACCUGGACCCUGACCACUCUCACCCCCUUAACGUUUCUGUCAGCCUCUCCCUCUCCAGUGCUAGUUUCAUGGAGGUUCUGAGAAGGCAGCUCUAGACUCUGACAGGGAGCACCCUUUUUUUUUUUUUCUCUCUCUCUCCCCCUCCUCCCCGCCCAGUGAUUGUUUCAAGCUUUUGGCUCAGAAAUCAGGUUCUUAUUUUCAUUUGGAUUCUUGUUCUGUUUUCUGAGCAGCAGGAAGUAGGGACCAUUUUGAUGUCAGACUUUUGGUAGAUGGACAUGUCCUUAAUACAGGUGGCUGUUCCUAACUUUUGAGCCAGAGUGAAAUUAUUAAGAGGGAGGACUUCAGGCUGCUGCUCUAAAUGGAGCCAAAGCGAGCUGCCGUCUCCCCAGGGAGGUGCUCAUUAGAGCCCUGUGGAUCACAGUCUCGAGGGGCCUCUGGCGGGACGAGGGAGAGCAGUGACUUCAGCUGAGUCCCUGCCAGUGGCUGAGUAAACAAAUGAUUGCAAAAAUUCACGGUCCCCAGGUGGCAGCGUUUUAUGUUCUGACAUGUUUGUGUUACAGAGUGGGUUUUUUCCUCUUUGGAAUUCUGUGUUGUUAAUAAGAUGAGAUGAUUACUUUUUAAUUAAAAUGAAAAAGUAAAACCUG
Molecule: messenger RNA, 3405 nt
Organism: Lutra lutra (Eurasian river otter)
Lineage: Eukaryota; Metazoa; Chordata; Mammalia; Carnivora; Mustelidae
Gene: NCOA5
Product: nuclear receptor coactivator 5
Exons: 8
Coding region: 276-1988 (570 amino acids)
Biological process (GO): regulation of signal transduction
Cellular component (GO): nucleoplasm
Source: RefSeq, a predicted model, not a curated record